AUGGUGUCCGAGCUGCUGGCCAUUCGCCUGCUGAAGGAGUUCAAUCUUCGUGAAUUGAUUGAUGCCUUGAGCUACGACUUCAACCCACUCGAAGGAUUUGAUGCUCCCGAAGGAGGUGCUCAGUUGAGGCAGUACAACAGAUCUGCGCGUAUCUCAACCGUCGAGAUCGCCAUUCGUGCUCAGGCUAAGCGCUUCCUUGCCCACCCGCUGGUCGUACAACAGCUCGAGGCCAUUUGGGCAGGGAGUAUCGUCUUUCACUCGGCCGCCGACAACCUCCACCGCAAGCCGCCCACACCACCUCCGACCAGAGGACGGAGUGGUUAUGGCACAAUUGUGAACAACUCAAAUCCACAACCAGCCCCGACCAACAAUUCACAGCCUACCUUCAGACGAAGUGUCACCCUCUACAACCCCAAGGAUGCUUCUCUGUUCAAGCUGUCUCGCCUCAGAGUGCCUCGCUAUAGGCAGCUCUUCUCUACUUUGUCCUUCACAAUCAUGUUGGGUUUGUUCUUGGCUGUCUUGGUCGAUCGUUCUACUGAGAUUACUCCACUUGAGAUCAUUUUCUGGUUCUGGAGUGCUGGAUAUAUGCUCGACGAACUCGUCGGCUUUUCUGAGCAAGGCUUUGGUCUCUACAUUAUGAGUGUGUGGAACGCUUUCGACUUGGGUAUCUUGCUUUGCUUCUUCGCCUACUACGUACUCCGCCUCUACGGUAUCUUGAUCCCCGCUGCACGCAAGCAUUAUACUGCACACAUGGCUUAUGAUGUUUUGGCCUCUACUGCUGUACUGCUAUUCCCACGUGCAUUCAACGUCUUGGAUCAUUAUAAGUAUUUUUCUCAACUGCUAAUCGCUUUCCGUCUUAUGGUUCAAGACAUGAUUGCUAUCCUGGUGCUCAUUGUCAUUGCCUGUAGUGGUUUCUUUGUUGCUUUCACACUAUCUUUUAGCGAUGAGAAGGCAGAAGCCUCAAAGGUCGCCUACGCAUUGUAA
Messenger RNA from Aureobasidium musti, 984 nucleotides. The record is from the annotation of a GenBank genome assembly. Lineage: Eukaryota; Fungi; Ascomycota; Dothideomycetes; Dothideales; Saccotheciaceae.